AUGAAAUUCAGAACGUUAGAAAAAUUGAUUGCUCUAAUUAUGUUUUUAACAUCAUCAAUUGUAAAAUGUCAACAACGACAUAAGGAUAAGGAUGAUGCUUACGUUGAUUUGAUAGCUCUAAAUUUGAUACCAGAAGGGUGCAGUUCAAAUUCUUAUUAUGGUUAUGGUAUUGUUGAUGGAAGCUUGGAAAAAUGUGAUAAGUACUCAGAAGCCAAAGCUGGAGGUGAAGAAUUUAGCUCAGAAUAUGAAGAAAUUAAAUGCCGCUCGUUAAGAGUGCAUGGAAAAAUGAAAAAUGGUCAGUGUGAAUGUAAACCUGGAUGGAAAGGACCUAUAUGCAACGAAUAUCAUGGAUGUCCUACAGGAUUCUCCCUUUACAAUAGCGUGUGCACACCAAAUUCAUGCCAACAUAACGGAACAAUCGCUAUUGGUUCAAGACAAAUUGAAUGUAUUUGUUGGGCACCUUGGGAUGGCAAACACUGCGAACGACUUGCAUGUUGGCGCAUGGCUCCAAAAGGUCAGCGAGCUCAGAAUAUUUUGAUGAAAAUUUACCUGAAGCUUGAAAGGCGAUGGCGUAAUGCAGGCGAUAGAUGCCGUUGUGCUGAUGAAUAUGAAGGUGAUAAUUGUGAUAAGAUUGUCAAAUGCAAGAAUGAUGGCGAUUUAGUCGAUGGAAGGUUCGCAAUUUUCUCCUAA
Messenger RNA from Thelazia callipaeda (thelaziosis nematode), 690 nucleotides. The record is from the annotation of a GenBank genome assembly. Lineage: Eukaryota; Metazoa; Nematoda; Chromadorea; Rhabditida; Thelaziidae.